UUGAUCUUUCAUUCCCGAUUGUUCAAAGUGGACCCAGAAGAAGAAAUCAGAAUAAAGAAGUUACCAACAAACAGUCCCAGAGGCCUGCAAGCAACCCUGGAGGUUAGACCUGAAGAAAGCUGGGGCCAUGCCAACCUUGUGCACUGCAGAGAAAAAGAUUCUACUUCUAGAAGAUCUGCCAUCGAUGGAGACGGGGUGCCCCAUAUCUGCCGUGUGUGUGGGGACAAGGCCACUGGCUACCACUUCAAUGUCAUGACAUGUGAAGGAUGCAAGGGCUUCUUCAGAAGGGCCAUGAAACGAAAUGCCCGGCUGAGGUGCCCCUUCCGUAAAGGUACCUGUGAGAUCACCCGCAAGACCCGGCGGCAGUGCCAGGCCUGCCGCCUGCGCAAGUGCCUGGAGAGUGGCAUGAAGAAAGAGAUGAUCAUGUCGGAGGCUGCGGUGGAACAGAGGCGAGCCUUGAUCAGGCGGAAGCGGAGAGAAAGGGGCCGGACUCAGCCACCGGCUGCCAGAGGCCUAACAGAGGAGCAACAGGCGAUGAUCAGGGAGCUGAUGGAAGCUCAAGCAAAAACCUUCGACACCACCUUUUCCCACUUCAAGAAUUUCCGGCUGCCGGAGGUAUUCAGUAGCAGCCAUGAGAUCCCAGGGGCCCUGAAGGUUCCAUCGGGGAUAGAAGCAGCCAAGUGGAGCCUGAUUCAGGAAGACCUGUGCUCCCUGAAGAUUGUGUCCCUGCAGCUGCAGGGGGAGGAUGGCAGCAUCUGGAACUACAAACCACCUGCCCACUGUCAGGGCCGAGAGAUCUUCUCCCUGCUCCCCCACAUGGCUGACCUGUCAACCUACAUGUUCAAAGGCAUCAUUGACUUUGCUAAAGUUAUCUCCUACUUCAGGAACCUGCCGAUUGAAGACCAGAUUUCACUGCUGAAAGGAGCCACCUUUGAGCUGUGUCAGCUGAGGUUCAACACGAUGUUCAAUGCAGAGACAGGGACCUGGGAGUGUGGCCGGCUGUCCUACUGCUUGGAAGACCCUGCAGGUGGCUUCCAGCAGCUUCUGAUGGAGCCUGUGCUGAAGUUCCACUACAUGCUGAAGAAGCUGCAGCUUCACAAGGAGGAGUAUGUGCUGAUGCAGGCCAUCUCCCUGUUCUCCCCAGACCGCCCUGGAGUGGUGCAGCACGAUGUGGUAGACCAGCUGCAGGAGCAGUUCGCCAUCGCCCUGAAGACCUACAUCGAGUGCAACCGGCCCCAGCCUGCCUACAGGUUCUUGUUCCUGAAGAUCAUGGCUAUCCUCACUGAACUCCGCAGCAUCAAUGCCCAACACACCCAGAAGCUGCUGCGCAUCCAGAACAUACACCCCUUUGCCACUCCGCUCAUGCAGGAGCUGUUCGGCAUCACAGAGGGCUGAAGGGCUGCUCCCCCUGAGGGGCUUCCAGUCCCCACCACUAGACAGAGGACACAGCAGUGAGCAGACAGUGCCUGCCUAGUCCUGCCUCCCUGGGGACCUCAGACCAGCAGUGAUUAAGCUGCCCAGCCUUCCUCAGGAAGAUGACAUGGCUCCCUCUAACCCCCAGCUCAGCCUGUGGAGAGUGAAGCCACAGAACCUUCUACAGAGAA
This is a messenger RNA of Erinaceus europaeus (western European hedgehog), 1604 nucleotides long. RefSeq names its product nuclear receptor subfamily 1 group I member 2 (gene NR1I2). The record is from RefSeq and is a predicted model, not a curated record. Gene Ontology annotation, molecular function: nuclear receptor activity; RNA polymerase II cis-regulatory region sequence-specific DNA binding; zinc ion binding. Gene Ontology annotation, biological process: positive regulation of transcription by RNA polymerase II; cell differentiation; negative regulation of transcription by RNA polymerase II. The transcript is spliced from 9 exons. The coding region runs from base 253 to 1395 and encodes 380 amino acids. NCBI's taxonomy places the organism in Eukaryota, Metazoa, Chordata, Mammalia, Eulipotyphla, Erinaceidae.